CUGUUCGUCAAAUUGCUUCCCAUCGAGAAAGGGGUUCCAGUGGUUCUCGUGGUCGAGAGCGAGAAGUCUUCCAUUGGUCAACAGAUUAUUCUCGAUUUGAGUGCAUAUCAAUCAUCUGUUACUGUAUUGCGAAUGUUGGACACGAGUGACGCUCUUCUCAAUCAAAUGCUUCCGAAGAAUAUCAAGAGUUAUAAACUGCCGCUUCUGUUGACUAUUGAUAACACGGAUUAUGUGUUUAAAAUAUUUCAAACGCCCGACAUUCCCGAUAACCGCAUACGUGAUGUAUAUGUAAAGCGAAUCAAAUCCAAGUUUAUGUCCCAAUCCCUGGUCAUUGACGAACAAAACGGACAACACGUCCAACAGUUAUCGCCCAACAAACAGCCCGAAGACUCAUCGGUGGCCAAAAUACAGAACAAUAUCGAGAGUCCGGCCACUGGCCAACGGGUCUACAUGUCUGACCUGAACAAUGCACUCAGAUAUUCAUUGUUUCAGGAAAUAGCGCUCAAGAAGCGCCUCAACACCACACAAAUCAAUGCUCUAAAGAAUUACUUAUCGGCACUGGAAGUGCACUUUCCCUUCCAGACCAACAAAAUGCUAACAUUUGUCAAAUACCUCAACGAAUGGCUCGCGAAGAAGAGGGCCGGCGUU
This is a messenger RNA of Medioppia subpectinata, 648 nucleotides long. The record is from the annotation of a GenBank genome assembly. NCBI's taxonomy places the organism in Eukaryota, Metazoa, Arthropoda, Arachnida, Sarcoptiformes, Oppiidae.